Cryptomeria japonica (Japanese cedar) is the source of this 4337-nucleotide messenger RNA. RefSeq names its product receptor-like protein kinase HSL1. Lineage: Eukaryota; Viridiplantae; Streptophyta; Pinopsida; Cupressales; Cupressaceae. Gene Ontology annotation, biological process: protein phosphorylation. Gene Ontology annotation, molecular function: receptor serine/threonine kinase binding; protein kinase activity; ATP binding. The record is from RefSeq and is a predicted model, not a curated record. The coding region runs from base 980 to 4027 and encodes 1015 amino acids. The transcript has 2 exons.
AGACAAUACGGCCAGGCAUUGUAAGGCUUUGGAGUUUUAGAUCGGUAAUGGCUGCCGGCCCGGGGAAUUUAAACUGUUCCGGAAUGGGCGAUUGAUGAGCUUUACGGUGAGGUGUUUUUCUUUUCGGGCGUUUAAAAGCGGGCUGUUCGGGUUCCAAAAUCGUUGAGGGCGGGCGUCCGAAACACAUUGUCUAGCUGUCUGAAGCGUUUCGCCAGCGUGUACGAGCUCUCAAAUAAUGUGCCGAAACUUUGCAGUUUACCCGAGCAAAAACAAAUAAAUUUUGUUUGGUUUCAUGGCGAUUUUGGGGAAAUCGUCGAGGUCAUUUCUAUUUGUUGUCCAGUUCUUGUAAGAUUCUCACGUGCCGAAGUUUUGAGGAUUGGAAGGGAGGAAGGAUUGUGAGAGAUUUGGAGGGAUAAAAGCUUUGCCUGGGUUUUCGAAGUUCUGAAGUGGUGGUUUGUGCUCUUGGCGCAGAAACAGAUAAAUUUUGUUCGGUUUCAAGACGAUUUUUGGGAAAUCGUCGAGGCCAGACCAUUUCUGUUUGGUGGCCAGUUUUUGCAAGGUUCUCACGCGCCGUGGUUUGGAGCAAUAGGAGGGAAGGAUUUGGAGAGAUCUUUGAGAUUUUGUGGGAUAGAAGCAUUGCCUGGGUCUUCAAAGUUUUGAAGUGGUGCUGUGUGCUUUUAGCUUUGCAGUUUUUCCUUCCUUUGGUUUUGAGGAAUUGGAAAAUCGGCGAGACUCUGGGUGUGCUUGUUCAGUGAAGGUUUGGAGAGUUUUUGCAAGUUCAAAAACUUGAGCUUUGCAGUUUACGGAAGCAGGAGCUGAACAAAGGAGCCUUUCGGUUUCUUGAAUAUUUGCCGAAAUCAAUGAAGCCUUGCCUGUUUUAGUAAAGCUUUGGUCGGUUUUGAUAAGUUCUGAAGAUGCACUGAGGCUUUGCAGUCGAAAGAAGAAAAAAGGCGGAAAUUUCUGGACUAUUAUUGAAGGCAUGCUUCUGAAAAUGGCGGGGCCAGCUGCGAAGUUUCGGCUUUGCUUCUUUGUUUUUGGCGUCGUUGUAUCUUCCUUGGGGUAUUCUGCUGCACAAAGCUCGCAAGAUGCUCUUUAUUUGCGGCAGUUGAAGAGUGGAUUUGACGAUCCGAACGGCUUUUUCCUCAGCUGGAACGAUAACGAUGCCUCUCCUUGUAAGUGGAAGGGAGUCACUUGCGAUGUCACUGGAAAUGUCACAGCAAUCGACCUUUCCGAUGGGAACAUCGCGGGAGAGUUUCCGGCGAUUGCUUGCAGGCUUCCCGCUCUCAGGAAUCUCUCCCUGGCCUACAACAACGUCAACGGUUCGAUUCGCGAAGAAGACUUGGGACGCUGCGAGACGCUGGAGUGGCUGGAUUUGUCUCAAAAUAUCCUCGUCGGUGAGCUGCCAGAUUUUAUUUCUAAGCUCACGAAUUUGCAGUACUUGGACCUUUCUUCCAACAAUUUCAGCGGCAUAAUUCCCCCGGGCUUCGGGAAUCUUCCAAAGUUGCAAGUUCUGAGCCUCCACGCCAAUCUUCUCAACUCCACAGUUCCGGCAUAUCUCGGAAACUUAACAAGUCUUGUCCAGCUCAACCUGGCCUGGAAUCCAACAAUCACCGGAACAUUGCCUCCGGAGCUCGGAAACCUGAUCAAUCUGGAAAAUCUAUGGGUGGCGGCCUGCAGCAUUGGCGGAAAAAUCCCUUCGGAGCUUGGAAAUCUGUUGCAUCUCACGAAUUUUGACAUUUCUCAAAAUCAGUUCACCGGUUCGAUUCCCGAGAGCAUCGCCAAGCUGAAAAAUGUUGUACAGAUUGAGCUUUACAGCAACAAAUUGUCGGGCCCCAUUCCAUCCGCCAUGGGGGAUUUGAAAGCUCUAAAGCGCUUUGAUGCAUCGUCGAAUAUGCUCAACGGUUCGAUUCCUGACGGAUUCGGGUCGCUGGAUCUUGAAUCUUUGAACCUCUACGAAAAUAAUCUGACCGGAAAGAUUCCUCCAGGGCUCGGGUCACUUGCAAGUCUCACAGAAUUAAAGCUUUUCUCGAACAAGUUAACGGGCGCCUUGCCGGAGAAUCUAGGCCGGAAUUGUCCUCUGGAGACCUUAGACUUGGCAACGAACCAGCUUUCCGGUAGCCUGCCUCCCCACCUCUGCAGGAUGAAAAGCCUUCAAGUUCUGAGUGUUUUUAGCAAUCAGUUUUCCGGCGCUUUGCCUGAAACCCUAGGAAGCUGUACAAGCUUAAUGAGGGUAAGGCUCGGCUACAAUGAAUUCAACGGCACGGUGCCAGAAUCUCUCUGGGGGCUCUCUCAUCUCUCACUGCUCGAGCUGCGGCACAAUAAAUUCGAAGGCUCGAUUUCCUCCUCUAUUGCUGGCGCAAAAAAUCUCUCGCAGCUCGACAUCACUGGCAACAAGUUUUCUGGCGACAUGCCUGAACAAAUCGGCGAGCUCUGGAACAUCACGGAGAUCAUAGCCGGCAAUAACUUAUUCAGCGGCAAUUUGCCUCGGAGCUUGGUGAACCUCCUGCGCCUCGCUAGGCUGGACCUCGGCAAUAACCAGAUAACAGGUAAUCUUCUCACUGAAAUAGAAUCAUGGCAGCAGCUCACAGAUCUCAAUCUGAAAAACAACAAGCUUAUUGGUUCGAUUCCCGAGGCUUUAGGCUCGUUGCCUGUGCUUACAUAUCUUGACCUCUCUGGAAAUGAACUAUCUGGGUCAAUACCCAAAGAGCUGGGAAAUUUGAAGUUGAAUACCUUCAAUGUGUCAGAUAACCGUUUAAGCGGGCCAGUGCCAUCUGUGCUUGAAAAUGCUGCUUACGAAGACAGCUUUUUGGGAAACCCUGGGCUGUGUAGCGUAAGCCAAUUGAAUGGCAUAGCCACAUGUGGCUCAGCCAGUCGUCGCCGGAGUACAGGAUGGCUUAUGGGCUGCAUUUUUGCAUUGGCGGGCAUUAUUUUGAUCGUGGGUCUUGCCUGGUUUUACAGAAGAUACCGCAAUUUUGACCGUGCAGAGGGUAAAGACAAAAACAAGAACAACAAAAAUAAAGCCUUCAUGGACAAGUCUUCAUGGAUGCUCACUUCGUUUCAUCGAUUAGGGUUUAGUGAAUAUGAAAUCCUAGAUUGCCUUGAUGAAGAUAAUGUUAUUGGGACUGGAGGGGCUGGUAAAGUUUACAAGGCUACACUGAGCAAUGGUGAGACUGUGGCUGUCAAGAGGCUCUGGAGUAGCGGUAAAAGUAGAGAGGAGGCCGACUUCAACGACAAUGGGUUCAAGGCAGAGGUGGAUACUUUGGGGAAAAUCAGACACAAGAAUAUUGUGAAGCUGUGGUGCUGCUGUGCUCACAGGGACUCCAAUUUGUUGGUUUAUGAAUAUAUGCCUAAUGGGAGCUUGGGGGAUCUCCUACAUGGGCCUAAGGCUAGUGUGCUGGAUUGGCCUAUAAGGUACAGGAUUGCAGUUGGGGCGGCACAGGGUUUGGCUUAUCUUCACCAUGACUGUGUGCCUGCAAUUGCUCAUAGAGAUGUUAAGUCCAACAACAUCUUGCUGGAUGGGGAUUUUGUGGCUCACGUGGCAGAUUUUGGCCUUGCAAAGAUUCUACAAAGCUGUGGCAGAGGGACUGAUUCCAUGUCCACAAUUGCUGGUUCCUAUGGGUACAUAGCUCCUGAGUAUGCCUACACUCUCAAGGUGAACGAAAAAAGCGACAUCUACAGUUUUGGAGUGGUGAUGUUAGAACUAGUGACUGGUCGGCGACCAGUAGACCCUGCAUUUGGAGAAAACAAGGAUCUUGUCAAGUGGGUAUGCACUAGAAUUGAAAAGAAGAACGCGUUGGAGGAAAUCCUCGAUCCCAAGCUUGUAGGUUGUUUCAAAGAGGAAAUGGCCAUGGUCCUCAAAGUGGCACUUCUCUGCACAAGUGCUUUACCCAUAAACAGGCCAUCAAUGAGGAGGGUGGUAGAGAUGCUGCAGGAAGCCAACCCACUUCACAAGGCCAAGGGCAGUGUUAAGUCUGGGAAACUAUCUCCCUACUACUACGAGGAACCUUCAGUACCAGACAGUCCAUAGCCAAAUGAAGGGUAAUUCACAUUUUCCACAGUGCAAGACACUCCAUAGCCUAAUGAAGGGCAAUCGCCUUUCUGGACCAAGUUCAUAGUAGUUUAGACUAGGUUAACCUUUUGCAAACUCAUGGUUGUACAUUCUUUUCCCUUUUAUCACCUUUCCCUCUCUUCAUCCCUCUGUAUUUUCCUUUGGUAAUUUCUAAGAUGUGGUUAGGGCUGAUUGUAACCUCUAAAUCUAGGUGCAGUACCAUUUCUCAAAUUAGCUACUUGUUCCAUUAAAUUAUUGGGGAUUACUGAAAUUCUGCAGAUUGUUUACA